AUGGCACGCCUGCACGCGACGGAGCUAUUGCAGGCCAUCUCAUGGGCUCCACUCGCUCUAGUGGGGCUGUACGCCGUCUAUACUGCCGUCCGGUAUGCCCGAGCUCGGCUCGUAGCUCAUCGCAAAGGCGACGAAUCGCUGGAGACGGGGGACAUCCGUCUCGACGAUUCCACUGAAGACGACCGACCGCUGUUCUCGCUCUUCAUCACCGAGCAGGACAUCCUCGAAGUCGAAGGAUUGCUGCAGGAUGCGCACUCGGGCUCGAUGGGGGAUGAGCUCAGGGACGGUGUCGGUAGUGGGGCCGCAGAGACGACCGAGGAGACGAACGAACUCACGAGGGACAAGCUCGAAGCACUGCUGCCUCCUCCACCAAUACCUUUGAUCGCUCUACCUUUCUUGGAGCUGGUCGGCUGGUCUUUCGUACUUUUACGCGCGGUCUUGUCGAAGGAAUCGUCGGGAUGGGUUCAUGCAGCGAGCCAUGUCUCGGCGCUUCACAUCGCUCCUGUCUGGGUAAGCAACACUCUGGAAAGACGUUAUAGACUUGCGAACAUAUUGCUCGUAAAGCAGGUUACUCGCCGCUGAUCGUUAGCUGUAACGCUCGACAGCUUUUCGCUUUCGCUCGGGAACUCGGCUCGCGCAGUCGAUUACCACCCUUCUCCUCCUUGCUGCUUUUCCUCUUGUUGCUCGUCAACGCUUCGAUUAACACCGUACAAACUUACCAUAUCAUGGUUUACAACGGAAGCCCAGAAGCUGUGCCGUGGGCCAUUGUCUUGCCGUUAGGCGACCUUGCGGCUUGCGCCCAGCUCGUGCUGGUCAUCAUCCGCAUGCCUCUGCGGAUACCUUUGGCUUCAGUCUUGCGCGACCAAGCCCGAGGAGAUCAAGUGAGAGGCCACGCAUGUGGAUCUGGUUCCUUGGGGCCCUCAAGGUAGGCCGACUGAUCAAGCGAUUGCGAACUUCGCAGCGCGCUCGGCCUCACUCACCCGAGGACGAGAACUCGCUCCUCGGCGCACUUACCUACUCGUGGAUCAACCCGAUGCUGCCGCUUGCCCAUCGUCGUCGACUACUACCGUCAGAUAUCUGGUCUUUGGCUUUGGCCAACAGAGCGGAGGUGCUAUCCAGGCGGUUCUCGUCCCUGACUUCGAAAACGUUGACGAGACGAUUGCUCAGAGCCUCGGCCCGCGACAUCCUCAUCGACGUCUCGCUCAAGCUGCUCGCGGUCUCGUUGAUGUACCUCCGACCAUAUUUUAUCAAGUGUUUGUUGGAGAGGUUGUCGGAGGACGAAGCGGAAAGAAGCGAGUUGGGCUCGUCGACCCCCGCUUGGUCGCCUCGUGAUCAAGCGUACCUGUAUGCCCUCGGUGCCUUUUUGGCCAUGAUUGGUCGCACGCUGGCUCAACAGCAGCACUUUCACCAUGCGCGACAGAUCGGGAUGCGCCUGCGUUCCGAAUUGACUGUCGCGGUCUAUGAAAAGGCUCUUCGACGUAAAGACGUGGCUGGACGGGCACAUGCUGUCGCCCACGGCGAGGACGAAGCAGAAGAAUCGGCGACCCGAGGCAAGGUGGUCAAUCUCAUCUCGGAUGACACGAACAAAGUGUUACGGAUGGGCUGCGACUCGCAUCUUAUUUAUGGCGCACCACUUGAGGUCAUUUGGGGGUUGGCGUUGCUCUACAGCCUCAUCGGUUGGUCCAUGUUCGUCGGGUUUGCCGUAAUCCUGCUGAGCGUGCCCAUCCACUACUGGCUGGGGAAGCGAGCAACCGCCAUCGGGAUCGCCAAAUCAAAUGCGCGCGAUCGUCGACAGGCUUCAUUACAAGAGUUGAUCUCGGCUAUUCGCAGUAUCAAAUUCUUUGGCUGGAGCCGCGCGUGGAGUGCCAAGGUCGGGGAGAAGCGCAAUGACGAGCUUGCGAUGAUGAUUAGAGAGUGGAUCAACGUGCAAGGGUUCAUCGCGCUUUGUAAGCAAUUUCUUGGACAUCCCGGAUCAGGUGCAGGAUGUUGAACUUAACUCUCUUGAACGAUGUACCAGCCCUCUGUGGAACUGCCAUCGUGCCCAUCGUCUCUCUCGUCUGCUACGUCAAGUUCCAGCACAAGCCACUAACGAUCGCAGUCGCCUUUACUUCGAUUGAGUUGUUCCAAAUGUGAGCUUGGAUUUCUACCCCACUCCUCUCAAUUAUGUAUCGGGCUGAUUCAUUUGGGCCCUUGAUUGCAUCGGCCAGGAUUCGUGUCCCGGUGAUGCAAGUGCCAAGCUUUUGGAUCAAGAUUAUUCAAUGCACGAUUUCGAUCGCCCGAAUCGACGCCUUCCUGGGGGAAGAAGAAGUCGAGCCACACGUUACCCCAGAAGUCCGCAAACACCACAAAUCGACUCUUGGGUUCGCGAACGCGACCUUGCAGUAUUCUGCAGAUACCGCUUUCAGACUAAAGGACCUUGCGAUCGAGUUUCCCAAGGGCAAGCUGACAGUUAUAUCUGGCCCGACUGGAAGUGGAAAGACGUCGAGUGAGUCAGCUCUUAACAAUUUGACCCUGGCUCGGGCUGACGUGUGCGUCGCGUUGCAUAGUGCUUCUGGCUCUGCUUGGUGAGCUUCAAGUCGUGGAGGGGAAGGUUUUCCUACCUCCCGCGGUCUCUUUCGCUGCGCAGCAUCCCUGGCUCGAGUCAUGCACCGUGCGCCAGACAGUGUAAGCCCCCGCCCUCCACACUCGGAUUCGGGCGUUCUGUCGAAUAGCUCACCUUUUUUUAACCUAAACGUUAGACUCUUCGGCUCGCCGUUCGAUCAAGCCAGGUACGACUCCACGAUUGAUGCUUGCGCGCUGCGGCAGGACAUACAAAACCUGCCCGACGGUGAGGACACCCACAUUGGCGAGCGCGGCGUAUCUCUCAGCGGUAUGUCACUUCAGGAACUCCUUCCUCGUGCCAUUCGUCACUGAUGUCCAACAUUUUGCGCACAGGUGGUCAAAAAGCGCGGUUGGCACUCGCCCGAGCUAUCUACGCCCCCAACGAUGUUCUUCUUCUAGACGACGUCCUUUCCGCUGUUGACAGCAGAACGGCAAGGCACCUGUCCAAGCAUAUCACCGGUCCUCUUGUUCAACCGCGAACGAUCAUUCUGGUGACCCAUCACACCAGCCUCGUCCUCCCUGGUGCCCAUCAUCACGUGGUCAUGGAGGGAGGUCGAAUAGUCUUCAAUGGACCGGUCGAGCCCAUGUCUGCUCGACCAUCGCUACCUUUGAGUAUCAUGGGCUCCUACAGGAGCGAAGUUCCUCAUGAGGAUUCUUCUGCUCACCUCGAAGAUGAGGACCCUGCUGCAAGUGUUCCCACCCGAACCACUGGGGUCGAGGCCGAGACUUGGGGAACCGGAAAGGUCAGCGGAUCCAUGUAUACAACGUGAGUACAUUCGAGCCUUUGUUGUGUUUACAUCUGGAGUGGUUUUUCAUGCGAUCGGCACGCCUCUGCAGUUACCUUUCGAAAUCGUCGUACUCUCUCUGGGCGAGUGAGUGCUCGAAAGGAGUUGACUCUUUCGAUCCUCAUGAUGCUAAAGAAGCCGGUGCAAUGCGCGCCAGUCAUCGUCUUUCUCCUCGUUGCUAUGCCAGUCCUCGGAUAUGCGGACCAGUUCUGGUUGCGAAGUAAGUUUCGUGCAACACAAUUUCUGCGCCUUUAAUACUAAUUACUUUUUUUUUUUUUUUCGCGCUCAGAUUGGGCCGAAGCCUCGGCUGGAGGGCGGACCGUGGAUGUCAACUACUACGCGCUUGGAUAUACGUUUCUCAGUACGUACAUGUCUAGUAGCAUAUUAACAAACGUGGAAGAAAUUCGAUCUGACUAGGUCUCAUUCACUUAGAUCUGGCUUCCGUCGUCGUGAUCCAAGCAAUAAACGCACUAUUAUGCGUCGCGGAAUACCGAGCCUGUCGGACGCUUUUCGCCGAGUUGCUCCACCGCGUCGUGCAUGCUCGGCCGCGCUGGUACGACAUCACACCUGUCGGACGGAUUUUGAAUCGGUUCACAAACGAUGUCGCGGUCAUCGACGGCGAGUUGGCAGCCGCUUUCGUACGUUUGAGCUUGCGUCUUCUGACCCGUUCUGAGCUGACCUUCGGCUCUGUGCGCAACGCAGUCCAACUUUGCGGGAAUGAUCAUCUCUCUCGUGAUCUCCUUCGGCAUCAACAUGUACAUCUUACCACUCGGUAUUAUCCCGAUCCUUGGUGUCGGCGCUGUCUACCUAUAUAUCUUCUCCCGGUGGCUCAACGUCAGCCGAGAUUUGAACCGGAUUGCCGCUACGACGGCGUCGCCCCUGUUUUCUGGUGAGUUCGGAGGCCCCUCCCCUUUUGUGCCUCGAUACUCAUUCGCUGACGUUCAUCCCUGUAUCCCUAAUCAAGGUUUCCAACAGGUUCUCGUUGGUGAGUGAUAUUGCGUCGUGAUGUCGGAGCUCAUGCUCACAGUCGUCGCUACGGUUGAUCAGGAAUCUCCACCAUUCGAGCCUUUGGCCGAGAAAAGAACUAUCGCCGCCACGUCUGCAAAGUGCUAGACGAUACGCUCUCGAUGUGGUAUGCGAGUGCGACCAUCGAUGUUUGGAUACAAUACCGGACCCAACUCCUAUCUUCGGCGACACUACUCGCCGCCGCAAUCCUAUCCGUCUACACGGGGCUGAGUCCUGGUCUCGCAGGGAUUGCGAUUAACGCUUCUCAGGCCAUCAUCGGGACUCUCGAUGGGCUGUGCAACACCUAUGCCCGUCUUGUGCUGUCGAUGAACAGUCUGGAGCGCAUAGUCGAAUAUUUGUCGCUCCCUCAAGAGCCCGAGGAUGGGAUCUCCGCACCCGCAGCGUGGCCCUCAGCUGCGACCAAAGGUUUGUUGAUUGAGGUGCAAGACCUGACGAUCAAGUUAGUAAACAUUCCUGGUCAAAUGUCUUAGUCGCUGUACUGACGAUGUCCAAGAUCUACUCCAGAUACGCUCCUGAGCUCCCCGCAACUUUGAAAGGGGUGUCAUUCUCUGUCAUGCCCGGGGAGCGCGUGGCGAUCGUGGGUCGAACAGGAGCAGGAAAGGUGAGUGAGUGCAUGACAGAAAAUGGUCUUCACGAUCCUCAUGAACCUUUUGAUAUCUCUAGAGUACUUUGGCCAUGAGUCUACUUCGUGUUGUGGACCCAGCCUCGGGAAGGAUCCUCAUCGACGCACUCGACAUCACGUCAAUCGCACUUGAUGAUCUACGAUCCCGCGUGACACUGCUGCCGCAAGAUGCCGUGCUGUUCUCGGGAACGCUGCGCUACAACUUGGAUCCCUUUGAUGAGCAUUCAGUGAGUACCGAGCUGGGCGGGGAUGGCGAGAUCGGCGUGCUCACACAUUGGCGCUGUCGGCUCGCAUAGGACGAGGAGUGCCUCGACGCCAUGCGACGAGUCCACAUCAUCGAGCCGACAUCUCUCCCAAAGCCCUCGGUCAGCUCGGUCGAAGCAUUCGCCUCUGAGGACUCGAAUACCUCCACAACAUUAUCGCUAGCGUCGCCCGUCGCUGAGGGCGGUGAAAACUUUUCCCAAGGUCAACGCCAGCUCAUCGCGAUGGGGAGAGCACUUUUGCGCAACCCGGUCAUUCUCAUCUUGGACGAAUCUACUGCGUCCCUGGAUGCCGAUCUGGACCGGAAGCUACAGGCCACGAUCCGGGAGCAGUUCCAGCAAACGGCGGUCAUCACCAUCGCGCAUCGACUGCGAACGAUCGUCGACAACAGUCGGAUCAUUGUCUUAGACGCGGGUAAGAUCGUCGAGUGCGAUACUCCGCAGGCCCUGCUGCAGGACGAACACGGGCUAUUCACCGAGAUGUGUCGACAGUCGGGCGAGUAUGAGGAACUCAGGGAGAUCGCGAUGAUGAACUGA
Messenger RNA from Microbotryum saponariae, 5831 nucleotides. The record is from the annotation of a GenBank genome assembly. Lineage: Eukaryota; Fungi; Basidiomycota; Microbotryomycetes; Microbotryales; Microbotryaceae.